Dalotia coriaria is the source of this 2059-nucleotide messenger RNA. RefSeq lists its product as uncharacterized. The transcript has 6 exons. The record is from RefSeq and is a predicted model, not a curated record. Lineage: Eukaryota; Metazoa; Arthropoda; Insecta; Coleoptera; Staphylinidae. Bases 243 to 1586 code for a protein of 447 amino acids.
GUGCGCUACGGCAGUCCCGCGGCUUCUUCCUCACGAAUCAGUCGACCGGCUGUUCUCGACGCCGCCGCUACUAAGUACUUCCGCAACUCAUCUCGGACUUUGGCGGGCGCGUAACGCACAACGUUCCAGUUUUAACAUAACACUCAAGAACUUAAGAACUGUCAUCGUAAACAAAUAUUUUUUUAAAUAACGACAAAUUGUGUUUUGAAUUUUUAAUCAACCCUCAAAAAAUUUUUAAAAAAAUGUGCGCAAACGUCCAGAAUAGUUAUAGGAUUAAAUUAAUUCCUUUGCUAAUGAUAAAUAUUAUCUUAAUUGCGGCACAAGAUUAUGAAGUGAGUGAAAUUCAAUGCACAUUCGCCAGUGGUAACAGCGUCGCCGGGCGCGAGUCCAUCGUUGCGAAACUGAAGAAACCAGAUGGCUUUAAAGGUAGUCCAUUGUUCGCCGACGAUCGGUCCGUGGACCCUGAAGCGGAUCCCAUAUGUCAAAUACGGCCCGAUUUGCAGGAUCCCAAUGGGGCUAGGUAUAGCCUGCGAAUUACAGAUUUUAAUCAUUGCGGUGUCUUAAAACGAAAUGGCUUCGUACACGUGCGUGUGUGGUUUCCGCAGUUUCCAGGUGUCGUGAUGCAGUCCGAUCAAGAGUUGAUCAUCAUGUGCAAGCCACCUGAGCCUACCGUAAUAGAAAAUAAAGCUGCCGGUUUCGCAGGAAGCUUCCCACACGGUGCUCGAGUUUCUGGUGUGGUAGAAGAAACUCCAGGUCGAUUGGAAUAUGAAGUAGCGCUCUAUAAAGAAGCGCCGGCCGCCCGCAUUCAUAACACGAGCAGUCAACCAGGCGAAUUGCCUGUUGAUCAAGCGGUGCCGAUCGGAACCAAACUUCAGCUUCGCGCUCGCAUUUCGCCGGAAUCCGCAUGGAAAUAUGUGAAACUAAUGGAAGUCACUGUCAGUCCUGACCCGGACGACCCGCAUAUGAGUGGCAGUGUUGCAUUGGUGAAAGAUGGCUGCCGCAAUCGCGACUUUGCUUCAAUCAUCCCGCACCAACCGGCGCGUUAUCGCGAGCGACACAAUGAAGUCUUCCUCGAUUUCGAAGCGUUUCUCCUUAGUACGAUGAAGGAGCGUUCUACGUUGUGGAUUCAUUCACAGAUAAAAGCAUGUAUGGAUGCUGCAGAUUGUCAGCCAGAUUUCUGCUUGGAUCUCUUCGAGCCUUCCGGACACGGACGUAAGCGCCGUUCGGCGUCGGCGGAUGUGAUCGAAAUCGUCCAAGCACCGCAAUCGCUCACCGGCAAUCAUCAUCAGCUCGACGAUAAUGGGACGCAAUUUACGAAAUUUCAGGAGAACAUCGAGUAUACGGUACUCAUGCCAGGCGAGUUCUAUCACAAGGCGGCAUCCUUGGACGGCAAUUGCAGCUCGUUCCUCGUGAUCGCCGCCAUCUUGGGCUGCUUGUUGUUCAUGUCCGCUUUCGUAAUGUGCUGGCUGGCGACGCGUUUACAUACGACGUUAUUGGGAAACGGCAAGCUGGCAAAUAUUGACCAGCUUGUGCGAGAGUCGAGGGGCAUUGAUACGGUUUACAUGGGCAGAGCAACAACUCAAUAAUAAACAUGGGGCGGAUGAUCAUCAAUAAUUGAGCAAUGAGCACCAAACGUGUAUAUAGACAUAUUAUUUGUACGUUAGUUGAAUGCGAUAGAGUAUUUAUUUAUUUAUGACUAUUAUUAUAAAUUGUUAGUGUGUGAUACGAUCAAAGAAAUUUUCUUUCAAAUAUUUUCGUUUGCAAUGUGAAAACUUCUUUGAUUGCAUGUGUUAGUAGUAUUUUGGGAUUUAUGUUAGCAGAUAUAAAAGCGUUGAAAGUUGCUACACUGCAGUAUUACAAAUAUGAAUAAAUAUCAAUGUAGUAAGUAACUUUCAAUGUGUAUCGUACGACAAAUUUGGUUUCGGUGGCACCACAUUUUUUAUACAAAUUCAAUUUUUGCGAAAAAUGUUAGUCAUUUAAGCAGUAUAUAUUAUUGUAGAUAAUAUAUUGAAUAUUUAUUUUGCGAAGAAUUUCUUUAAAUAAAACUUAUUGAAUCUAA